Thamnophis elegans (Western terrestrial garter snake) is the source of this 2011-nucleotide messenger RNA. RefSeq names its product alpha-1-macroglobulin-like. Lineage: Eukaryota; Metazoa; Chordata; Lepidosauria; Squamata; Natricidae. Gene Ontology annotation, molecular function: endopeptidase inhibitor activity. The record is from RefSeq and is a predicted model, not a curated record. The coding region runs from base 161 to 1009 and encodes 282 amino acids. The transcript is spliced from 7 exons.
UUUAACACUGACAAGGACUCACUACUGGGCUGGGAAAUCAGACCUGUCCCCUUCACCUCUUCUUCCAUAGGGACUGUUUGCAGAGAGGCAGUCAGAGCUGAAGAGGGAACAGCUGAGACUUUUCAACUCAGUUUUGCAGGCAGCCUCUCUCUUCAAUAUCAUGGGGGAAAGCUGGCAACAUAGAAAAAACAUCUUCCUUCUCCUUCUCCUGUCUGUCCUUCUCAGGACCACCGUAGCUGUUCCUGAGCCCCAAAUGCAAUAUGUGGCAGUGGUACCCGGCAGAAUCUACUUGGAGACCCCUGAGAACUUCUGCAUCCAGAUAAAUAAUCUGAAGGAAACAGUCAGUUUGACUCUUUCAUUGGAAUCCAAUAUCCAGGAUUUGAUCCUGAAUAAAAUGACGAUAGAAGGGAAAGAUGUAUUUCAAUGUGUCCCUUUCCAGAUUCCCAGGUCAAGCAACAUUUUGCCAUCAUCCGAAGUCAUUCUCAGCUUGAGAGCACAGGGGUUGACCCAACAUUUCUGGAGCCGCAAAAAAGUGUGGAUUGAGAAACCAAAGCAUCUGGUUUUCAUCCAGACAGACAAACCAAUCUACAGAGCAGGACAGAAAGUUCAGUUUCGCAUCGUCUCUAUGGAUAAAGAUUUCCGUCCCAUGAAGAAGAAGUUUCCAGUUGUGUACGUUCAGGAUCCCAAAAACAACCAGGUGUUCCAAUGGAGAGAUGUGGAGAUUCCAUUGGGCAUAAUCCAGCUUUCCUAUUCUCUGUCUUCUGAUCCCCUCUUGGGCACCUACAAAGUGGUGGUAGAGGAAGACUCCACGAAAGUUGUAGAAAACAGCUUUGAUGUGGACGAAUAUGUUCUGCCCAAAUUUGAGGUUUUCGUGAAGGCCCCGAAGCUCAUCACGGUUAUGACUAAGCAAAUAGAAGUCAGUGUGUGUGGCAGGUACGUGAUGCUCAUCUACUCUCUUUUUCCAAUUGUGAGUAGAGAAGGUGCAAUAUAUUCCUGGUGUUUGUUCUGAUCCAGCCAUCGCAAGUAAUGAUAGUCCACUUACCCAUGAGUAAAAGAACCCCCUUUUCAAAAUAGAACAGAAACAGUAACGAAAAUCAAACAUAAUUAGUCCCAACAAACCUGGCUCUGUCCAAAGAAUCUGGAUUGUCUGUGACAAUCAGUCACUCCCAAACCCCUCCUAUUUAUUUCCCAGCCAGGGAGCGGCUGGCUAGCACCUUCAUCGGCUUUUCCCUGAGAGCCGGCAUAUUGCUUUCCUUUGCUCUCCUCUCCUUUCUUCUAUGCACAUAGGCGCAUCUGGGAUGAGCCCCAUCUGUUCCUCCCCCCCUCAUUCAAUUCAAGCAUGAAAGACAGCUGCCUCUCCACCUGGGGUGGGGUGGGGGGGCGGAAGACCCUUGCUCUGAUGCUGCUUUCUUAUCAGAGACCUCCAAAGGCUCUGAAGCUGGCCCAGGCCCUCCCUCAACCUCCUCUUUAUCUGACUCUGCUACUAGCUCUGUUGGCAGCCGACGGCCCACAACAGCAGAUGAAAGGGAGGGCAGAAAAUCUAUUCCUGUUUGGGUUUUGCUCGCUUCUUUCAUAUAGGUUUUUUGACAAGACACGAAGGUGGCUUGAUGCUGUUUUCUUCUGACAUUCUGAGAAUGUCUGAUUUAAUUUCCCCGCCAGGGAUCUCCUGGUGGCCAAAUAUUGAACAGGCCGUAUCCUGCUCAGAGAUCAUCUAAGGUUGACUUUGCAUUGAUACCUUGUGGGGCAUGGAUUGAAAGGCAUGAUAGUGAUGAUGAUGGUAGAAAUUUACUUCCUUCUGAAGGAAACCGGAGAAGAAGAAUAAAAACAUCUUUCAUAAGAAAUAAUAAGAUACAAUAACCCAUAGAUAGAAAUAUACCUGGAAGCUCUGGAGGUAAUAAACCUAACUGAUAAAUAUUGAGGAAGCUUGUGAGAGAUGUAUAACAGUAUUAAGCAGAGUCCUAAUCAGGUGGUUAUGUUGAAAGGCUGGGAGAACAAGGGUUGUGUAAACAAA